CUCCAGGUGGACAGAGGAGACUGGGAGAGGCUGGCCAUGAGCCCCCAGCCCUCCACCCUCCUGGGCCUUGUGCUCUGCCUGGGCCAGACGAUCCACAUGCAGCUGAGGGUCCUGCCCAUCCCCUCCCUCCGGGCUGAGCCAGGCCCUGUGGUCCCCCGGGGACGGCCUGUGACCUUCGUGUGCUGGGGCCCAGCUUGGGCUGAGUUCUUCCGCCUGGAGAAAGAUGGAAGACCUGUAUAUGAGAAUCAGAAAACUGUGUCUCAAGAUGGUUUGCCAGUGACAGAGACCAGAUUCCACAUCCCCGGGGUGCGUGAAGACACUGCCGGGAAUUACACCUGCCUCUAUCGACUUCCGUAUGGCUGGUCUGAGCGCAGUGAGCCCCUGCAGCUGCAGGUGGCAGAGGAGGACUCCACUCCGCCCUCAGGCCCUGCCUCCCGGGAUUACACGGUGGAGAACAGGAUCCGCAUGGGCCUGGCGGGCGUGGUCUUGCUGAUCCUGGUGGCGAUUCUGGUGGAAGCUGGGCACAGCGAGCAUAGGACUCCACAGGGACCACAGGAAUAAACACAAGGGAGCCCCCCAGAGAGAGGGGACCCCAGAGCCCGCACAGGGAGCUCUCAGAGGGCCCGAGGCUCACGCUGGAGCUCAGGAAACCUAGAGUCGCCCCUGCAGUUGUUCGAGGACAAGAGAACCCAGGCCCACGUGGGUUAGGAUGCUUGGCCUCAACCCCUCAUCUUCCCAGGACCAUGGAGAGGACUCAGCUUGACUGACAGGCAGGCAGACGGGGCAGCGCCCCAGGGGAAACAAAGGCAGGUGGAACGGAGGCAGGGCAGACACGGCCACGUGAGCCAGCCUGACCACGGAAGCCAACCACGCAGAAAUAACAGGAUGAUUUUAGACUCAGAGGGGAGACACGUGAAACUAGGAGGGGCUGCAACACUAAGGUGAGCUGAGGUAUAGGAACCAGGAAGGGUCAGUUGUGCUUCUGGGCAAGCACAAUUGAGAGAAUCCAUCAGGCGGCCACAGGGGGAGACAGAGAGCAGGUUUGUAGCAAAUAUGUACCCCUAGACCACAGGCUUCUGUGGCCACCAUGACUGAGCCUCUCCCCAUGUGGGACUCUCAGUCUGCUUGCAAUAAAUUUUCCACAU
Messenger RNA from Myotis daubentonii (Daubenton's bat), 1145 nucleotides. RefSeq names its product leukocyte-associated immunoglobulin-like receptor 2. Bases 37 to 561 code for a protein of 174 amino acids. Gene Ontology annotation, biological process: immune response-regulating signaling pathway. The record is from RefSeq and is a predicted model, not a curated record. Gene Ontology annotation, cellular component: plasma membrane. NCBI's taxonomy places the organism in Eukaryota, Metazoa, Chordata, Mammalia, Chiroptera, Vespertilionidae. The transcript is spliced from 4 exons.